GGGCAGGUAUGAGUACGUGCGUAGGGAAGUGAUGUAUCUCGGAAAGGACAGUGGGGGGAGGGACGUUAUUGACUUUCCUCUCAAGCUUGACUGCCUGUUCUUCUCGCAGCUCUGCACGCGCCUGGCAGCUCCCCUCGAGCACCCCCAUCAGCACUUUGUGCGUCUGUGGCUGGCUCUCCCCAUGAGACGCCUGGUGGCGUCGUGGACCAACCUCGGCCCCAAGGCUGAGACCCUGCCGGUCCACUACAGCCACGCUGUCAAGUGGAGUAAGUCUAUUCCGGCAGGUGUCAAGACAGAGGCCCUGACCAAGCACAGAGCCCUUUACAAGGCUUUGCUUGGUCAUAGGGAGACUCGGGCCAUGUUGGGCCUGGAGGAAGGCACAUGGGCGAGAAUCCAGCCUAAGGGUUUGGAUCACAGGCUGCAGGACCUGAACUGGCAGUGCCUUCAUGGUAAGCUGCCAGUCAGGGACGUCUUGCACAGGCAUAAGCUGACCAGACACCCCCGCUGCCCCAGGCCCGAGUGCAGCGAGGAUGAGACCAUCAAGCACGUGUUUUGGGACUGCGGGCAUGCACAGAGAGUCUGGGGGUUGGUAGCGGGCCUGUGUGGACGUGUAGACCCGCAGCCCGGUCUGACCUACGACAAGGUGUUGAAGGGGUGGGACCCCAACCUCCAUAACCCCUUCGGCCCCUGGAUGUGGCUGCUGGUCAGCAUUACCAAGCGAGAGCUUUGGAAUGCCAGGACCGCGCUCAUCCGCAGAGGGGUUCGUCUGGAGGCACAAGGGGUAUUCCGCAAAAUCCGGGCCGAUUUGGGUUUCAGGAUGGAGACCGACGUCAUCCAACGGGGCUACCACGAGGCCAAGGAGAGGUGGAGGGGCCUCUUUUGGCUUUAGCCCCGUUUCAUUUAGGUGGUGACGCUCCAUCCUACAGGGUCGACAUGACGCACUGUCCUGAAGCACACAGGAGGUACUUUGGGUUUUAGGAUGAUGCAUAACCCUGUUUUAACCCGACCCUUGUGCCGAGGCCUGAGGUCUACGGGUCUGUUCCUUUUUUAAGGUUUUAAUAUUUUAAUGGCUUGCAUUUGAGGUGACAUUUUAAUUAUGUUAAUGGCCAUAUGAUUGUAAUUAGAUUUUAAAGUGUGUAUAUGUAUUACUUGUUUUUAUUGUUAUGUUUUGCUUAUCCUAUAGGGAAUGGUUCUGUAAUAUAUUUGUUUAAUAUUGUU
Brienomyrus brachyistius is the source of this 1218-nucleotide messenger RNA. RefSeq lists its product as uncharacterized. The coding region runs from base 32 to 889 and encodes 285 amino acids. The transcript is spliced from 2 exons. Lineage: Eukaryota; Metazoa; Chordata; Actinopteri; Osteoglossiformes; Mormyridae. The record is from RefSeq and is a predicted model, not a curated record.